Molecule: messenger RNA, 1840 nt
Organism: Argentina anserina (silverweed cinquefoil)
Lineage: Eukaryota; Viridiplantae; Streptophyta; Magnoliopsida; Rosales; Rosaceae
Product: integrin-linked protein kinase 1-like
Exons: 12
Coding region: 300-1667 (455 amino acids)
Biological process (GO): signal transduction; protein phosphorylation
Cellular component (GO): cytoplasm
Molecular function (GO): protein kinase activity; protein binding; ATP binding
Source: RefSeq, a predicted model, not a curated record
GAGUGAUCAUAUAUCAUCACCUGGUAACUGAUAAAUAUAAAGGAGUUGUAGUUGGCGGAUAAAACUAUAGCGACGUUUGUCUAGCCCUUGAGAAAAUUGAAAUAUCCCGCCAACUCUAAACCCCUUAACUAUUGGCUACUGACAAACCACAGCAAAUUCUAACUUUAAGAUUAUCAGCCAAACCAAUACUAUUUCUUCAGCCCUUUUACAUAUAAUCUCAUAAACCAAUCGCACCAAGUCAACUCACCCUUAAUUUUAACUCGGUGAAGAUUUCGAGGUUCACUAGCUUCUAGAUUAUAAUGUUCAAGACACCAUAUAUACCUCGGAGACUCCGAAUGCAUCACUUAUCCUUAAUCCAAUUUUAUUGUCCCCUUCAUUUCAUACUCGCUCUCUCUUCUUUAUCUAAUUGCUUAAUCAUGGAAGAUUGCAAACCUCCAUCAUCAUUGUUGUCAUCAAAGAAGCCCAAAAAGUGUACUCCAGAAGGUCCAUACAGGUUGCUAUAUUGUUCAAGUAAGGGGGAUAGAGCAGGGGUGAUGCUGGAGUUAGAGAAAGGCGUGGAGCCGGAUCUUGGCGACUAUGAUAAGAGAACAGCUCUUCAUUUGGCCUCAUGUGAAGGCUGCACCGAAAUUGUUGUUCUACUUCUCCAGAAAGGUGCCGAUGUUAACUGCAAAGAUCGUUGGGGUCGCACUCCAUUGUCGGAUGCACGUAGCUUUGGUCAUGAUGGGAUUUGCAAGAUAUUGGAGGAUAGGGGUGGAAUAGAUCCGGUGGGGCUUGACUCUCAUCUUCCUUGCUAUGUAAUUUCUUAUAAAGAGGUGAACAUGGACGAGGCAACACUUAUUGGAGAGGGAGCAUAUGGUGAAAUUUAUUUAGUAAAGUGGCGCGGCACUGAAGUUGCUGCUAAAACAAUCCGUCCUUCCAUCGCUUCUAAACCCACUGUGAAGGAUCUUUUUCUUAAAGAACUUGCUUUGUGGCAACGGUUGCGACACCCUAACAUAGUGCAAUUCCUUGGGGUCAUGAAGCACCCUGAUCGCUUGAUCUUCCUUACUGAGUUUCUUUGCAAUGGAAGUUUACAUGAUAUAUUGAAAAAGAAAGGAAGACUUGAUCUGCAAACAGUUAUUGGUUAUGCUUUAGAUAUUGCCAGAGGCAUGAAUUAUCUCCAUGAGCAUAAACCGCGCCCUAUAAUCCAUAGAGAUUUGACACCAAGAAAUGUGUUACAAGACGAAGCUGGACGCCUUAAGGUCACAGAUUUUGGCUUAAGCAAAAUCGCCCAGCACAAUGAUGUAUCAGGUUAUAAAAUGACAGGAAGGACAGGCUCAUAUCGGUAUAUGGCGCCAGAGGUUUAUCGCCGAGAAUCGUAUGGGAAGAGUAUCGAUAUCUUCUCAUUUGCUCUAAUAGUACAUGAGAUGUUUCUGGGAGGACCACCAAAUCUCGCAGAGGAUCCUGAACAAAUUGCAGACAAGAGAGCAUAUGAACAUUCAAGACCACCUCUCUACUCGUAUUUAUACCCAGAACGAAUUAGAUCGCUUUUAAAAAAUUGCUGGCACCCGAAUCCAGAUUGCCGACCUACAUUUAAAGAAAUCAUCUUGCACCUGGAGGAGAUUCAAGAGAAUACUCAAGUCAAGAGAAGAUUAGGGUCGCCCUGUAUUAGUAGGUGUAUCAUCUCUUAGAUGGGAUCAUAAUAAUUAUACUACUUUUUGUUCUCGUUUUGUAUAUAGGUAUUUCUUAAAAAUCUGUUGAAUAUCUUGUGUUUCAUGUAAUGUGUAAUAGAGGUCACUACAAUCUACAUCAAAUUACUUGUUUAUGUAAUGAUGCUGGAUUAAUAAUAUGACAAAAUUCAGUU